Messenger RNA from Necator americanus (New World hookworm), 498 nucleotides. RefSeq lists its product as uncharacterized. NCBI's taxonomy places the organism in Eukaryota, Metazoa, Nematoda, Chromadorea, Rhabditida, Ancylostomatidae. Bases 1 to 498 code for a protein of 165 amino acids. The record is from RefSeq and is a predicted model, not a curated record. The transcript has 6 exons.
AUGCUUCCAUCGACCCAAGUAGGUGUGACCGAGACUCACCGACGAUCUCGUUUGAGAGUGUGCGCGGUAUGUGGGAUGAAGAAGCACCAACAGUACAUGCAAACAUUUACCGAAAACGCGACUAAAAGGGAAGAAUGGGUUAAACUUCUCUACGACAACGAUGCUGUUCUGAUGGAACACCAAAGACAGAAACUGGACACCUACGGUCGCAAGUUCAUCUGCUAUGAUCAUUUCGCAGCCGAUCAGUUCGAGUCUUCUGCUCAACGUUCGCUUAUUCUCAAACGGAAUGCGGUUCCUUUGCCGUAUGAAGCUUCUACGUUUAUACCUAAUCGACAUCCAUUAAAUGGUGUAACUGAGAACUCACUCAAACGAGGCGGUCCUUGCGAAGAUGAGCCCAUUCAUUUGGAUCUACUUCUCAUCCCACCACAAAUUUCUUCAAUGGAAUUUCUUUUGAAGAAUAUUGAAGUUUAUUCGAAAAUAAAGCCGAAUAAUGAUUGA